GGGACCUCUGCGCCCGGGCCGCCUCCUCUGGGUACAAACACUGCAAGCAGGCUCCUAGGCUCGACACGCCUCCCACCAGCUCAGGUGCCUCUUGGCCGCUUGCUUUCGACCUCCGGCCUCACCUUAGCUACAAAUGGACCCCAACUGCUCCUGCUCCACUGGCGGCUCCUGCAGCUGCGCUGGCUCCUGCACCUGCAAAGCCUGCAGAUGCACCUCCUGCAAGAAGAGCUGCUGCUCCUGCUGCCCCGUGGGCUGCGCCAAGUGUGCCCAGGGCUGCGUCUGCAAAGGGGCCUCGGACAAGUGCAGCUGCUGUGCCUGAUGUCGCGGAGAGCCUGCCCCGGGUGUCAACAGAGCAACCAGGACGAACCUGCAUUUUACCGUUUUUCAUACAACCGGAC
Messenger RNA from Balaenoptera ricei (Rice's whale), 398 nucleotides. Its product is annotated as metallothionein-1E-like. NCBI's taxonomy places the organism in Eukaryota, Metazoa, Chordata, Mammalia, Artiodactyla, Balaenopteridae. Bases 134 to 319 code for a protein of 61 amino acids. The transcript has 3 exons. The record is from RefSeq and is a predicted model, not a curated record. Gene Ontology annotation, molecular function: metal ion binding.